GGUGAGAGGUCUAUAUCGAGAGGAGUGCAAGAGGGGUGAAAAAUGACUGGGAAUAGUCUGGUUCUUCCCAUUGUCCUCUGGGGGCGUAAAGCUCCCACACACUGUAUAUCCACUGUGCUGGUAAUGGAUGAUAUGAGCACCAUUAUAACAGGAUGCCACGAUAUCAAUCCUCGGGCUCUCCUGUUUGGACACACAGCUUCCAUUACCUGCUUAUCUAAAGCCUCUGCAUCCAGUGACCGGCAGUACAUCGUCAGUGCGUCUGAAAGCGGUGAGAUGUGUCUUUGGGAUGUGAAUGAUGGAAGAUGUGUGGAAUUCACUAAGCUGGCGUGUACACACACUGGAAUACAGUUCUACCAGUUCUCGGUUGGGAUUCAGCGAGAGGGGAGGUUACUUUGUCACGGCCACUACCCAGAAGUCCUCGUUGUAGACGCCAGCAGCCUGGAUGUCCUAUACACGCUGGUGUCAAAGAUCUCUCCAGACUGGAUCAGCUCGAUGAGCAUCAUCCGCUCUCACAGGACACAAGAAGAUACAGUUGUAGCGGUUUCAGUCACAGGAAUUCUCAAGGUGUGGAUCAUUACUGCUGAGGUUCACCGUAUGCAGGACACGGAGCCAGUGUUUGAGGAAGAAUCUAAACCUAUUUAUUGCCAGAACUGUCAAAGCAUUUCUAUCUGCGCGUUCACUCAGAGGUCUCUCUUGGUUGUGUGUGCUAAAUAUUGGAGGGUGUUUGAUGCAGGAGACUACUCUUUGCUGUGUUCUGUCCCGAGUGAAGAUAGUCAGACCUGGACCGGAGGGGAUUUUAUUUCCGCAGAUAAAGUUAUCGUCUGGACUGAAGAUGGGCAAAGCUUUAUUUACAAACUUCCAGCUAGCUGUAUUCCCGCCAGCGAUUCGUUUCGUAUUGAUGUUGGGAAAGCAGUGGAGAAUUCCAUUCCACCUUUACUGUACAGUGUCAUGCCGAAGGAGGACAAGAAGGUCCUGAUCUGCCCUCCAGUGACCAGGUUUUUCUAUGGCCGUAGAGAAUGCUUCCAUAAACUUCUAAUCCAGGGAGACUCAUCGGGGAGACUCAGUAUCUGGACCAUACCUGAUGACCUCUAUGAACAGGAAAACAUGGAAGGGUUAAAAAUUACGAUGACAACAUCUCUUCAAGAGGCGUUUGACAAGCUGACUCCCCGUCCUGCUGGGAUAAUUGACCAGCUCAGUGUGAUGCCAAAUAACAUCGAUCCUUUGAAAGUGACCGCCAGCGUCUACAUCCCAUCCCACGGGCGCCUGGUUUGUGGCCGAGAAGAUGGCAGCAUAGUCAUUGUCCCAGCCACACAGACUGCCAUAGUCCAGCUGCUACAGGGGGAGCACAUGCUACGGAGAGGCUGGCCCCCACACAGAACAUUGCGUGGACACCGGAACAAGGUGACCUGCUUACUGUAUCCUCAUCAAGUGUCUUCUCGUUACGAUCAGCGCUAUCUGAUAUCGGGCGGAGUGGACUUCUCAGUGAUUGUGUGGGACAUCUUUUCUGGGGAGAUGAAACAUAUCUUCUGUGUACAUGGUGGAGAAAUCACCCAACUGCUCAUCCCACCAGACAGCUGCAGUACGCGGGUCCAGCACUGCAUCUGCUCGGUUGCCAGUGAUCACUCUGUCGGCCUCUUAAGCCUCCGAGAAAGAAAGUGCAUCAUGCUGGCUUCCCGCCAUCUGUUUCCCAUCCAAGUCAUCAAGUGGAGACCAUCGGACGAUUAUCUGGUGGUUGGCUGUUCGGAUGGCUCUGUCUACGUCUGGCAGAUGGAUACCGGUGCAUUGGAUCGUUGUGUCAUGGGUAUAACAGCCGUAGAAAUACUAAAUGCUUGUGAUGAGGCAGUUCCUGCUGCCGUGGAUGCACUCAGCCAUUCCGCAGUCAACUUAAAACAGGCAAUGACCAGGCGUAGUCUUGCGGCACUGAAAACUGUGGCACAUCACAAACUGCAGACCCUUGCUACCAAUCUCUUGGCAUCAGAAGCUUCAGACAAAGGGAAUCUACCUAAAUAUUCAAAUAACUCCCUUAUGGUGCAAGCAAUAAAGACAAAUGUAACAGACGCGGACAUACACCUGCUCUUCUUUGAUGUGGAAGCUCUCAUUAUUCAGCUACUGACUGAAGAAGCCUCCAGGCCAAACACCGCACUUAUCUCCCCGGAGAGUUUACAAAAAGCAUCUGGCAGCUCUGACAAAGGGGGCUCCUUCCUGGGUGGUAAACGAGCCGCCGUGCUUUUCCAACAGGUCAAGGAAACCAUCAAAGAGAACAUUAAAGAGCAUCUCCUGGACGAUGACGAUGAAGAUGAAGAAGCCAUGCGACAGAAAAGGGACAAGAGCGACCCAGAGUACCGUUCGAGCAAGUCGAAGCCAUUAACGCUACUAGAGUACAACCUAACUAUGGACACGGCCAAGCUCUUCAUGUCAUGUCUUCAUGCCUGGGGCUUGAAUGGAGCACUCGAUGACGUCUGCCUAGAACGCCUUGGGAUGCUUAAGCCGCAUUGCCCAGUGUCGUUUGGCCUACUCUCAAGAGGUGGCCACAUGUCACUGAUGCUUCCAGGCUUUAACCAGUGCAUCUUUAAAACAGCCGAUGAGAUCAUAGACGUUGUCCGAAAAAUGUCAGUUACUGAAGGACUCGGAAAAGGCAAUUAUGGUGUGUCACGUGCUGUCACUACGCAACAUCUUCUUUCACUUAUAUCGCUGGCCAACACGCUUAUGAGCAUGACCAAUGCAACGUUCAUUGGAGAUCACAUGAAGAAAGCCCCUCAAAGGCCUCCCAGGUCCGGCUCUCCAGAAUCCAUGAAGGGAAAACCUUCCCCGCAGAGCACCAGCAACGUAAUGCAAGGACAGAUAAAACAAGCUGUUGCUGCUGAUUCUCCUGCUCGCACUGACUCCGAUCCCUCUGGGUCUGAUCGUACUUUACAUUCCUGUUUCUCAGUUAAUGAAGGAUGGAGCCAGUUAGCUGCCAUGCAUUGUGUAAUGCUGCCUGAUCUCCUGGGCCUGGACAAGUUUAGACCACCACUUCUCGAAAUGCUGGCACGGAGGUGGCAAGACAGAUGUCUGGAGGUACGAGAAGCUGCCCAAGCUCUGUUACUUGCAGAACUUCGGCGAAUCGGGCAGAGCGGACGCAAAGAUGCCAUUGAUUUUUGGGCACCAUAUUUACCGCAAUAUGUUGACACCAUUAUGUCACCUGGUGUGACAGCCGAGUCUAUUCAAACUGGCAAUGCAAGCCCAGAAUCAGGAGGGUCAGAGGUUAAAGUUCAAGAGGAAGAGCACGACCUUGUGGAUGACGACCUUGCAGCAGGUUGCCUUUCCAACCUUCCCCCAAUGAAGAAAGCGUCUCCAUCAUAUGAGGAGAGGAGGAAGCAAGCCACUGCUAUAGUCUUGCUGGGGGUAAUUGGAGCAGAAUUCGGAGCAGAGAUUGAGCCCGCAAAGCUUCUAACCAGACCGCGCAGUUCUAGUCAGAUUCCAGAGGGGUUUGGACUGACCAGUGGAGGCUCCAACUACUCGCUUGCCCGACAUACUUGCAAAGCUUUGACCUUCUUACUGCUGCAGCCGCCUAGCCCCAAGCUCCCCCCUCACAGCACCAUCCGCAGGACAGCUAUUGAUCUGAUUGGACGCGGCUUCACGGUGUGGGAGCCGUAUAUGGAUGUGUCGGCCGUGCUGAUGGGCCUGCUGGAACUGUGUGCCGAAGCAGAAAAGCAGCUUGCUAACAUCACAAUCGGGUUGCCCCUGAGCCCGGGAGCAGACUCAGCCCGCUCGGCACGACACGCUCUGUCGCUCAUUGCCACGGCCAGACCACCCGCCUUCAUAACAACGAUUGCUAAGGAGGUCCACAGGCACACGGCUCUGGCUGCAAACACGCAAUCUCAGCAAAAUAUCCACACCACCGCCCUGGCCCGAGCGAAGGGAGAGAUUCUGAGGGUCAUAGAAAUCCUGGUCGAGAAAAUGCCAUCAGAUGUUGUGGAUCUCUUGGUAGAGGUGAUGGAUAUCAUAAUGUACUGCUUGGAAGGAUCUUUGCUGAAGAAAAAAGGGCUACAGGAUUGUUUCCCUUCCAUUUGUCGGUUCUACAUGGUCAGUUACUGUGAGCGCAGCCACAGAAUAGCAGUAGGAGGACGUCAGGGUUCCGUGGCUUUGUAUGACAUACGGACUGGAAAGUGCCAGCAUAUCCAUGGUCACAAAGGACCGAUUACAGCAGUUUCUUUUGCCCCUGACGGACGUUAUCUUGCCACAUACUCCAACAAAGACAGCCAUAUCUCCUUCUGGCAGAUGAACACAUCCUUACUGGGAAGUAUCGGAAUGCUGAACUCAGCGCCUCAGCUGCGGUGCAUUAAAACAUACCAGGUCCCACCCGUCCAGCCAGCCUCCCCCGGCUCCCUCAAUGCCCUGAAACUGGCCAGACUCAUCUGGACUUCCAAUCGCAACGUCAUCUUAAUGGCUCAUGAUGGAAAGGAGCAUAGAUUCAUGGUGUAGGCUCCUCAUCCACCCCCUGCUCACCUACUGCCCCCUCCAGUAUCUCCAUAGCAUGAACACAUCGAUGUCGUCAUAUCAGUCCCGGGGUAAAACGUUGCUGUGUUGGUGCUGCAUGAUUAUCCCCGGUAAACGCUGCUUGUGUCAGCACUAAAGCCACAGAGAGGAAACCCUCUCCUGUACAUAAUUCCAUGUUCC
Molecule: messenger RNA, 4659 nt
Organism: Nanorana parkeri
Lineage: Eukaryota; Metazoa; Chordata; Amphibia; Anura; Dicroglossidae
Gene: WDR7
Product: WD repeat domain 7
Exons: 28
Coding region: 43-4464 (1473 amino acids)
Cellular component (GO): cytoplasm
Molecular function (GO): protein binding
Source: RefSeq, a predicted model, not a curated record